GGUCAGGGAGGCAAGAUCAAAUCCCGAACGAUCAGAAAACCUUAUAGGUGCUUUACGGCCCUCUCUCUUGAGCGUGGCGGUACACUCUCUCUCUCUCUCUCUCUCGCCCUCGAAAUGCCGUUCAAGCGAUAUGUGGAGAUCGGCAGGGUUGCGCUUGUGACCUACGGGAAGGAAUACGGCAGGCUCGUCGUUAUCGUCGAUGUUAUCGAUCAGAACAGAGCUCUGGUCGAUUCUCCUGACAUGGUACGAGGCCAAAUCAAUUUCAAGAGGCUCUCUCUUACUGAUAUAAAGAUUGACAUACCACGGGUCCCCAAGAAGAAGACCCUUCUUGAUGCCAUGGAAGCUGCUGAUGUGAAGAACAAAUGGGAGAACAGCUCAUGGGGAAGAAAACUAAUUGUUCAGAAGAGGAGAGCUUCACUGAAUGAUUUUGACAGGUUCAAGGUCAUGCUGGCAAAGAUUAAGAGAGGAGGCGCCAUCAGGCAAGAGCUGGCCAAGCUUAAAAAGGCAGAUGUGGCUUGAGCUUCAUAUAUUUCUGGUUCCUCAGCCAGGGUUCUGUUAUCCAUUUACAUGUCCUUAAACAGAUUGAAUGUACUUUUUGAUAUUUUGCAACUCAGAUUUUGCUUUUAUUGAUAGGCCCGAAAGUGAUAAGAAGUGAUGCCUAUAUUUUUGAAGUCAUGAUCUGUAGUUCCCAGAUCACGUUUGUAUGACAGUAAAGGUACAUGACUAUAUUAUGAUCAGGAGUA
This is a messenger RNA of Musa acuminata subsp. malaccensis (wild Malaysian banana), 743 nucleotides long. RefSeq names its product large ribosomal subunit protein eL14. Gene Ontology annotation, cellular component: cytosolic large ribosomal subunit; ribosome. The record is from RefSeq and is a predicted model, not a curated record. NCBI's taxonomy places the organism in Eukaryota, Viridiplantae, Streptophyta, Magnoliopsida, Zingiberales, Musaceae. Gene Ontology annotation, molecular function: structural constituent of ribosome; RNA binding. Gene Ontology annotation, biological process: translation; ribosomal large subunit biogenesis.